This is a messenger RNA of Fomitiporia mediterranea MF3/22, 1488 nucleotides long. RefSeq lists its product as uncharacterized. The transcript has 3 exons. NCBI's taxonomy places the organism in Eukaryota, Fungi, Basidiomycota, Agaricomycetes, Hymenochaetales, Hymenochaetaceae. The record is from RefSeq and is a predicted model, not a curated record. The coding region runs from base 1 to 1488 and encodes 495 amino acids.
AUGUCCGCUUCUGCUCCCGCUCUCGACACUCACCACUCUCCCUCAGUCCAAAUUUCGGGGACGUCAAAACCUGUCAAUCCCCCUAACCGAUGGCGGAUAACUAUCUUGGCGAAGGGCACAAAUAUUUCAAUUUAUCCGACUAUGAGCUCGAUCCACGCAGUCGAUAUAGACGGCUAUGCAGAGCCCCCUCAUGGCCGACACAUCCAGAAACUUCUGGCGAGUGCGUACACCGCUUCUGCAAUUAUUCUGAAGACUCAAGCUAUCGACUACCUCUCUAGGGCCAGUAUCAGCACUACUCCGAGACAUAUCGAGCCACCUCAAGACCAAGAGCACGUGCAACCCGAUGCCUGGGGGAAGAGGCGACGAGAAAACAUAACAGAUGGCUACGUUACUGAUGGUUCUUACGCCGAGGCGCCUCCGAUGUCUCCCUUCUCUUCUGAGGCGAGUGGUUUGGAGGGGAUCGAUGACAUCGGCGACGAAAUAGACAGUCCAUACGCUUCCGAUCACGACAGACCACAAUCGUCGACAUCCGCUAUUCGUGAUCGGAGGCUCAACGAGCCUAUAUUUCCGCCCAAGCUACCGCCUGCAGCCCGUCCGCUACAAAAAAUGCCGGUGGUGUCACCUAUACUUCCCAAUCCCGCGUCCGCUUCGAGUUCUGUUGUGCAAUACAGCUCGAGUCGAUUAGCGGAACGUGCAAGAUUAGCUAGUUUGCCCACAACGUCAGAACCUCCGGCUAAGGUCCAUACCGGAUACUCAGCAAGGUCAGUGACGAGCCUGGGUGUCAGCACCCAACCUUAUGCUUCCGGGAUGAAAGAGGCGGUUCUAGAGAAGCACCGAGGUAAUGAGUCUCCAUCACCGAGAAAUGAAGAAUUUCGCACGGACGUGACCAGGCCCAGACGGGCAACGAUCAACACUCUCGCAACGUAUAUGCAGCCAAUUCCGGGCCCUAGCUCUGUGGAGCGUAGGCGAUUAGAUACCCCCGCAUCUAUCACGGGACCUGACAUGUCAAAAAUCAAAAACGAGCAUUCGAGUCCUCCCCCUCUUGAUUUGAGUGCGCCCGAGCAGCCGUAUUCGGCGACGUACACCAAGGAUGGUGAAGAUUGGGGGUUGACGGUAUCUACAGCUGAUUCGUAUCGACGCCGCAAGCGAAGUAGGUCCAGUGCAUCAGCAACCAUUCAAGCAAAUACACCCAGGAUUGUGGAAUCUGAGCAGCUUCCUAGACGAGGGGACAGAUCAAGUGGGAAUACGUUGCUAAAGGUAGCGCUUGAGAGCGGAGACUAUGAACAGAUCGCAGACAACAAAUGGCGCUGUAGAGUUCAUAACGAAUGUUUAGGUGGACACCGCUCAGUGACACGGCACCAUGAAUCGGUGCAUCUUAACAAAACUGCGGAGUGUAAAUACUGCGGUGCUCUCUUUUCGCGACGCGACGCUAUGCUACGGCAUCAACGAUCAAGUGGAUGCAAAGGGGUGGUGAAGCAGCAAUUCUGA